AUGGUAGAAUUCUACGCGCCAUGGUGCCCUGCUUGCAACGCCCUCUCUUCCGCUUGGAAGGAGCUCACGGAACGAGCAGCCCGCAGGCUGCUUCCGAUGAAGACGGCGGCUGUUGACGUCACAAAGUCGCCGGGGCUAAGCGGGCGAUUCGUGGUGACAGCCCUGCCCACUAUAUUCCACGUCAAGGAUGGUGAAUUCAGGCAGUACAAGGGCCCCAGGGACUCGGAAGCAAUGCUUUCCUACGUGGAGCAGGAGCGAUGGAAGAGCGUGGAGCCAAUAUCCGCUUGGAAAUCCCCUGAUUCUUUCCAGAUGAGCCUCGUGGCGUAUUUCUUCAAACUUAGCCAAUCCUUACGGAGUGUACACACUAUGCUAAUGGAAACCUACGGGCUGCCCACUUGGGGGUCAUAUCUCAUCUUUGCCCUGGUCACAAUAUUAGUUGGGGCCCUUCUUGGACUGAUCCUGGUCUGCGUCGUGGACUUACUGUACCCGCCUCAGCGCUCCGAGAAGGUGAUGGUCACGCGCGAGGAAGCCGAAAAGCUUAAGGCCCAAGCCAAAGCCGACAAGUCCGAUGAGGAAGAGGAGCUAAUCAACGACGACAUAGUCGACGACGCGGAGAAUUCCCAGAACAGCGAUGCCGAGAAGAACUCUCAGAGUAAUACGGAGGACGAGGCGCAACCGAAGGCCGAGGGCUCCGGCGACGACAAGCAGUGCGAGUUGGAAGAUGUAUGCGCUGUUGCGAAAGGUGUUGACAAUUGCUCAGCCCUUGAGAAACCUUUAGUUCCGUUUAUAAUCGACACCGCACUACGUACUUACGAGAUUAUA
Messenger RNA from Iphiclides podalirius (scarce swallowtail), 822 nucleotides. The record is from the annotation of a GenBank genome assembly. NCBI's taxonomy places the organism in Eukaryota, Metazoa, Arthropoda, Insecta, Lepidoptera, Papilionidae.